Lutzomyia longipalpis is the source of this 1146-nucleotide messenger RNA. RefSeq names its product methylglutaconyl-CoA hydratase, mitochondrial. NCBI's taxonomy places the organism in Eukaryota, Metazoa, Arthropoda, Insecta, Diptera, Psychodidae. The transcript has 2 exons. The coding region runs from base 68 to 946 and encodes 292 amino acids. The record is from RefSeq and is a predicted model, not a curated record. Gene Ontology annotation, molecular function: enoyl-CoA hydratase activity. Gene Ontology annotation, cellular component: mitochondrion. Gene Ontology annotation, biological process: fatty acid beta-oxidation.
CUGGGCUGCUCAGCUCGGUUAGAGCUAAAAUCAGGCGCAAGAUUAUCAAUCUGUUGAUUACGUAAAGAUGGCUCAACUCCUCAAGAACGUCCGCAUCAUCCGAAAUUUCUCCUUGACAAUCAACAGGCACUUUAGUGCUGCCAAGGAGACGGAAGUUGAGCUGGACUACCUCAAAGGUGAUAAGGAGGGAGUUGCUGUCCUUGCUCUUAAUCGUCCAAGUGCCAAAAAUGCCUUCUCACAGUCUCUCGUGGAUAAGCUGAUACAAUCCGUGGAUACCAUCUGGCAUGAUAAGAAUGUCCGUGUCGUUGUUCUCCGGAGCUUAGUUCCGGGUGCUUUCUGUGCAGGAGCUGAUCUCAAGGAACGUGCUAGGCAAUCUCCUGAAGAGACAGUGAGAUUUGUAAAGAAACUCCGCGGGAUUCUCAUGCAAAUUGAACAACUCCCAAUGCCUGUAAUUGCUGCUGUUGAUGGAUUUGCUCUUGGGGGAGGAUUGGAAAUGGCACUAGCAUGUGAUAUUCGUUGUGCUUCUGCAGAUGCCAAAAUGGGGCUUGUGGAGACACGCCUGGCCAUCAUACCGGGAGCUGGAGGUACGCAGAGACUCCCACGAACGGUGAGCCCUAGCCUGGCGAAGGAAUUAAUCUUCACAGCGAAGGUUUUCACGGGAACUGAGGCAAAGGAGAUGGGUAUCUGCACACACACAGUGCCCCAGAAUGAAACCAAAGAUGCAGCUUUCCAGAAAGCUCUGCAAAUUGCCACAGAAAUCCUCCCCAAUGGCCCUGUUGGGGUGAGAAUGGCCAAGAAAGCCAUCAACAAUGGAAUUCAGGUGGAUAUUAGCACUGGAUAUGCCAUUGAGGAAGCUUGCUAUGCUCAAGUUAUGCCAACAACUGAUCGUCUUGAGGGCUUGAAAGCUUUUGCUGAGAAGAGGAAGCCCGUCUACAAGGGAGAAUAGGGGCAGGACAAUCAACAAAGUCUUAAAUCGAAUUAUCAAGAAUACCGUCUCUUGGGGGGAAUUUGGUUUGGAAGUGGGUGGGAGGAAGAAGCAAGCAUGGGUACGGUACAACAGAGGAAAAGGCCACAUAAUGUGAUAAAAAGUGCAUUUAAUGGGAAGAAUUUUGGUGUAAAAUAAAAAUCAUAAUUAAACAUCCAGAA